Messenger RNA from Pristis pectinata (smalltooth sawfish), 6005 nucleotides. It is a transcript of the gene plekhh2, whose product is annotated as pleckstrin homology domain containing, family H (with MyTH4 domain) member 2. Gene Ontology annotation, biological process: negative regulation of actin filament depolymerization. Bases 236 to 4699 code for a protein of 1487 amino acids. Gene Ontology annotation, molecular function: actin binding. NCBI's taxonomy places the organism in Eukaryota, Metazoa, Chordata, Chondrichthyes, Rhinopristiformes, Pristidae. Gene Ontology annotation, cellular component: cytoplasm; cytoskeleton. The record is from RefSeq and is a predicted model, not a curated record. The transcript is spliced from 31 exons.
UGGCCAGAUGGAUACAGCGGGUUCGGAGCGCGGUGACAGCGGAGUGUGGGAAAGUUAGCAGGGGCAGUGAUGGAGAGGGCGACGGGAGGGGAGGCUGAGGGUCACCCAGCGUUCAGUGUUUGCUUGGCAUUGGCCCCCUAUCCGUUCGUGUCGCGAUUUUAACGGGGAGAAUGGAGCGUUUGAUCAGAAUAUUGGAUAUCAACAUUUCCAGCUUCUAACAAGAAUAAAACUGGCCAUGGCUGAGUGUUCCGAGAUGGCUGGAGAUGUAGACUGGAAAGAGCGGUGCAUUACUCUUGAGUCACAGAUGCUGAAGUUUCGCGUGCAGGCCAGCAAAAUCCGAGAGCUGCUUGCAGAGAAGAUGCAGCAGCUGGAGAGGCAAGUGAUGGAUGCCAAUCGUCGUGCUGACAAGGCGAACCAGCAGGUUCGUGUUAUGGAAGAAAAGCUAAACGCAGCUAACAUCCAGACCAGUGAAUCCGAGAAUAAGUUAUACAAGAAUUGCCAGGAACUGGAGGCCCUUAUAGUGGAAAAAGACGAUAUCAUUCAGCGUUUAGAACUCCAGCUGGAUGAACAGAAGCAUCUACGGAUGCAGGAGGCCAAAGUUAUAGAAGAAAAAGCAGCAAAAAUCAAAGAUUGGGUGACAAUGAAGCUACAGGAGCUUGAAAUUGAAAAUCAAGCUGUUAAAUUUGCCAACCAGCAACAAAUGGAACAUAUCCAGAUCCUUCAGACGAAGCUGCAAGCCCUUACAGGGAGUCGAGGACAGAAGUCACCAUCUGGCUUAAGUGAAACCUCAGGAGAAGCCCAGCGGCUAAGCAGCCUGACUUUUGGAUACUUUAAAGGAAAUCCCCAAAGUCUUCAGCAAAAUACCCUGGAAGCUGGGGUAGUGGGCAAACAAUUUACAGACAAGGAAAUGAACAAAUGGUCCCACACAAAACCUGUUCAAAAUACUGAAGUAGAUCAAAGGGGUUUCUUACAAAGCAACUGUGUAUCGGAAGUACAAGGUAGUAAAGGAUUGAUUAAUCAUCAGCUUUUACCAAAAGAAGAAGCCACAGCUUUUAUGCCUUACAGUGAUGAUAGUUCGGAUGAAGGAGUGAGGAAAAACCAGACAAGGUCUAAAUGUUGGUCAAACCUCUCCACUCACACAUCAGAAGAAGCCACUAGACUUAGUCAGAUUGGGAGCGACACCUACUUGACAGCAUCUGACGACAGCAGCGCUGCAUUUGAUGAUGACGGUGAAAUUGAGCAAAAACUACCAUCACAAGAUGUAGUCGCAAAUACUGAAUCUCUACAGGCUGUUGAUCAUUUUCCAAGCAUCGUAAUCUCAAAAACACUGAAUAAAAAAAUGAAUCAUGAUUCUUCUUCUGAUGAGUUGAACAAGAAAUUUCAAUCACAAAGGCUAGAUUCUUCAUCCAGUGAAAAACAAACUCCAAGCCUAAUUCUGACAUCAGCACCUACGACAGCCACUAGGACCCAACCCACACCUUCCAUAACUGAGGCAAAUUCAUUUUCACCUCCAAAAUUAAGGGUUCCUAAUACAUUCGGUAUAAGUGCGGCCAAAGCAAAGAAACAUUGCAGCCAACCUCAGUUAAUCACUGAUCGACUGUUUGGCAGAAACCGUAACGCUAUAAGUAUGAUGAGGCCAAUGGAUCAUGAAGAGACGGAUAUCGAUAUCAUUGAGAUUGAAAGUGAUAUUCUGGAGAAAAUAGAAACAGGCUAUGAAGAGGGAAUGUUUUGCUAUGAUUUAACUGAAACCCAAAUCACUGAGGAGCAACCAAACACAGGAGACACCAAAGGAAAAGUUCCCAGUAACAAACCACCAACUCCUCCUUUGCACAGAUUCCCUUCCUGGGAGAGCAGAAUUUAUGCAGUAGCUAAAUCAGGUAUGAGAAUGUCAGAGGCCAUUAGUACGGACCAAGGUAACAAAUGCACUGGCUUCAUGCCUUCACAAUCAACAUCAGAAUCUUAUACCAGUUUGGUUUAUAACAGCAUGACCACUCCAGUUUACACUGUUUUGAAGGGGAAAGCAACUCAGAUCAGUACCAGCCCUUUCUCAGAUGAGUCUUCUGAAACAGAAGAAAGUGACAGCUCGAGAGGAAGCUCCAGGACUUCAAUGGCAGGAUCAGACUCCCGCAAAGCCAGCAGCCCUAGCAGUCCGCGGGCCAUGAAACGAGGCGUUUCAAUGUCAUCUAUGACCUCAGAAAGUGAUUACGCCAUCCCACCAGAUGCAUACUGUACAGACACAGAAUGUUCCGAGCCAGAGCAGAAGCUUCCAAAAACAUGUUCUUCCCAUUCCAUUGACAGUGGAAAAAAUGAACCAUUAGAAAAGUCUGGAUAUUUGCUAAAAAUGGGAGGAAAAGCAAAAACAUGGAAGCGGCGAUGGUUUGUUCUUAAAGCUGGUGAAUUGUUGUACUACAAAUCCCCUAGUGAUGUCAUCCGUAAACCACAGGGUCAAAUUGAGCUCAAUGUCUCAAAUCAUAUUGUCAGAUGUGAUGGAAAGCAAACAAUUCAGCUUAUUACAGAGAAAAAGACCUACUAUUUGACUGCAGAUUCUCCUAAUAUUCUCGAGGAAUGGAUUCGGGUUUUACAUAAUGUUUUGCGCAUUCAGGCUACCAACCCCCUCUACACACAGCCAGAUAUCAAGCCAUCAAUCGAAGGUUUACUAACCAAGGUGAAGCAUGGUUACUCCAAGAGAGUCUGGUGCGCACUUGUUGGAAAGGUUCUUUAUUAUUUCCACAAUCAGGAAAAUAAGUUUCCAUUAGGUCAAAUUAAUUUAAUGGAAGCAACAGUUGAAGAAGUGGACAGAUCAUGUGAUUCAGAUGAGGACUAUGAGACUAGUAGUCAGAGCCUGCUGUCUACACAUUAUACAAUUGCCAUUCAUCCAAAAAAUCAGGGGCCUACCUACCUCCUCAUUGGCUCUAAACAUGAAAAGGACACCUGGUUUUACCAACUAAUUGUGGCUUCAGGUUGUACUAAUAUAAAUGUGGGAACUGAAUUUGAACAACUGGUUGGCAAUCUGCUGAAUGCAGACAAAGAUUCCUCCUCCCAGCUCUGGAUGCACCCGACUCUGUGCUACUGUAAAGAUGGACUAGCAUCUCCCCUUACCACACUGCCAUCUGCAGCUCUGCAGACUGAAGCACUCAAACUGUUUAAGACUUCUCAGUUAUUCAUCAACGUUGCUAUUGAUGCCCCUGCCAUUGACUAUCAUGUAUCACUGGCUCAGAGUGCUUUACAAGUGUGUCUCACACAUAAAGAGCUUCAGAAUGAGAUCUACUGCCAAUUAAUCAAGCAAACAAGGAAGCAGCAAACCCAGAACCAGGUUGGAACAUUGCAGGGAUGGCAAUUGUUGGCUCUAUGCAUUGGCCUUUUUCUUCCUCAGCAUCCUUUCCUCUGGUUGCUCAGAGUUCAUCUGCAGCAGAAUGCAGAUCCAAGGACUGAAGUAGGAAAGUAUGCUAUUUACUGCCAGCGGUCACUGGAAAGAACUCAGAAAAAUGGAGGUCGUGAAUCAAAACCUUCCAGAAUGGAAAUCCUAUCAAUACUCUUGAGAAAUCCAUAUCACCAUUCACUACCUUUCAGCAUUCCUGUUCAUUUCAUGAAUGGCACAUAUCAGGUGGUUGGAUUUGAUGCAUCCACCACAGUGGAAGAAUUUCAGCACACUCUGAACCAAGAAACUGGCAUGAGGAAACAUGUGCAGUCUGGAUUCUUUCUUUUCACAGAUGAUCCUUCAGGAAACGAUCAAGAGCACUGUCUCCAGGGAAACAUAAAGAUUUGUGACAUAAUUUGCAAAUGGGAGCAAGCCUCCAAAGAACAGCAUUCUGGGAAAUGUGAGGGUACUAGAACUGUCCGGCUCACCUAUAAGAACAGGCUGUAUUUCUCCACACAAGUUCGUGGAGAGACAGAUAGAGAAAAGCUCUUGCUGAUGUACCAAACUAAUGACGCAAUUGUAAAUGGACAUUUUCCAGUAAACAAAGAACUUGCAUUAGAAAUGGCAGCACUUCUAGCUCAGGUGGAGUUUGGAGACUUUGAACGACCAUUCUCAAGUCCAGCUGGUCAGAUCUCAAUGCAAUCUAAAUCAAACCAAGCUCUGAAGCAAGUAAUGGAGAAAUUUUAUCCAAAAAGGUACAGACAAGGAUGUACAGAUGAUCAACUCAAACAAUUACAUCAGCGACUUUCUACUAAAUGGAUGGCUCUCCGGGGUCGUGUUGCUGCUGACUGUGUACGCAUUUACUUUGCUGUAGCUAAGAAAUGGCCUUUUUUUGGAGGAAAGCUGUUUGCUACAAAGCCUAUUGUUCCACCGCUAUCUGAUACUGCACCAGUGUGGUUGGCUGUGAAUGAGAAUGGCAUUAGUGUACUGGAAUACAACUCAAUGCGCUUGAUAACAACAUAUUUAUACAAGAAUAUCAUGACCUUUGGUGGCUGCAGUGAUGACUUUAUGCUUGUCGUUGGAAAGUCAGCAGAAGGUGUAUGUACAAAAGAGAAACCAACACAAAAGCUCCUGUUUGCCUUGUCAAAGCCAAAGAUCCUAGAAAUCACUUUACUCAUAGCCAGUUACAUCAAUAGUUUCCAAUCCCAGAAAGGGGUUGUUCACCACCUAUCGUUUCCAUCUUCACUUUCUGUCCAGACUGCAGGGCACAAAUUAAAGGAUAUGGGAAGUCAACUAUUACUUUCACACACCAGGCCAACCAAAGGACCAACUUUGUUAUAAUGAUGAUGAGAUGCUGCCUGACCUGCUGAGAAACUCACUGAGGAGUUAAUUUAGCUCUUUAUUAUUGCAUUCUAAGAUUAGGUUCACUUUAUUGCUCCACUAAUGAUUAAGUAUUUUCUUGUUUACACUGCAUGGCUGAAACUUGAAUGUUGUUAACUGAAAGAGCGGUUGGCACACUUGCGUGUGUACACUGAAUUACUUGCCUAGCAUUUAAAUAUGAAUAUACCAACAACAGUAAUUGCUGCAAACACACUUACAGUAAUUGUGUUAUCAAUUUCAAAGAUAAGCAUACUUUUAAUCAAAUCUGGUUUAACAAUGCAUUGGAUAUAACCUUCAUUUAAAGUCAAACAGGACUAAUGGGAAAUUCAUUCUUUCAGGAAUCAUGACUGGACUUUCAGUUCUAAAUGUGCACUACUUUAGCAAGGAUGUAUAUCAAUAUUAAAUUGUUGUGUAAAUACAUUCUUAAAUAAUUUGCAAUCUUUAUUUCAAAUCUCAGAUCUAAACAAAAUUAUGUUCUUCGUUAAAAACUGUUCUUCAAGUCUCUGUUAUAUAAGAAACCUCAUUUGUUAAGUUCCAGAAUCCUGGUUGCUACAAGGAUUUGAAAUUACUGAGGGUUCUAACAACCUGUUAUGGCUGACAACAAAAUACUCUUGGGGUGAUUCCUGGAACUUGUCCAUUCCAUUAAUAAGUGUAAUACUGCAUGAAUGCACUGAGUGCCAUUAAUCAAACAAUUAAAUCCUUUAUUUCACCUUCACUGAUGUCACAUAAUAAAAAUUCUGACUUUAUUUUUAUUACAAAUAUUGGUUUAUGGUUUAAUAGUAACAUGUUUCCAUGUUUUUUUCUUUCAAUCGGAUGGUACAUUGAGAGAAUUUCUCUUUUCUGUAAAUCUCAGACAUAAGAGGAAUUUUGAUAUUUUAGAAUAUCAAAAAUUUCUGACCUUGUAUGAAAUGCACAGUAUAUUGCGUUCAGCUUUUCUAUCAUAAUGUUCCAUGUGAUAUUGCAUGUCAAAUUUCACAUAACAUCAAUAUAAUUAAAAUUAAUAUCGUUGUAUCAGAAUGUGCCAGUUUAUUUGCAUUAUUACUACAAAUAUGUAUGUAAUAGUUUAGAUAUAAUUCACCAUAAAAGCUUGUUCAUAUUUCCCGACUUUUUCAAUUUUAAGUGUGCAAAGUAACUUUUUUAAAUGAUUGCUAUUUGAACAUAGUUAAUUUCAUAAUUAAAUAGUGUGAGAUGAUCUGGCAUACAUCUCCACACAGUUGUAUUUUCUUAGUACAAAUGCCUUUAAAACAUUUUUUAGUGAAUAUUCUAU